GCAGCUCAAAAUUCCAAAAAGCACUCCUGCUUGGCUGUGCGUAAACGUAAGUUAACACCUUGGAGUGGGCAAAAACUUGUUUGAACAUAGACCACACAUUUACAGUGAAAAGGCUGUCCGAAUUGUGCAUGAAGUUGCUGAAGGGUCGAUUGUUUAACCUCCAUGUUGAAGGAUUUUCCCCCAGAGCCAAUGACCAAAUAUUGCUCUGUGUCCGAGUUGCGUCUGGUUGCAGCCUCUUCUGGUGGUAACGUUAUUCGUUUUUUUAUUUUUAUUUUUUAUCUCGGCACUAAAAUUACAACCAUCUGCGGUUGUUUGACACAUUAAAGUGUUUGUUAUAAAGCAAGUGGCUACUUUAACGUUACUACAGUCGAUGUCGUGUAACGUUAACAUCUGAUAAUAUGUUAUCUAGCUAGCUGAUGUUACGCUAGUCCAGUCCUUAGCUGGCUAGUGUCUGAGGUUAGCAGCAAUUACUUCAGGCUGUCGAUGACUUUAUGUCUUUUUCUGGCAUUACAGUCUCAUCUGGUAAAUAAGUAGACGUGUUAUGUGACCUUAACACUUUCGUGUUAGUGACGCCCAACUAACCUUUUUGUCAGUGGAACGACACAUUGUCAGCUAGCUACUAUUAGCUUCGUCGCUUGUGAGGUUGCUGUUCAAUAGCUGGCUAUCGACAGCUUUCUUGAGACCCUUGUCACUGUUAACGUCACACUACCAAAUAUCACGUCGAUGGAAAUGUGAUUUGAUGAACACAUAACAGUAGAUAUGAUCUUAGGACGACCUGCGCCUCUCACUGUUUGUCUAUCAGUGGGAGUAUAUCCUGGGCACUGAAAAAGGAUGGGCUCAUUGUCAGAAGAAAAAAAUCCUCAUGACAGCCAGAUAACAUCAAUUGAUAUUACCACAUAUCGAUUACCAUCCUACACGACAAGCAACACGGUGUGGAAAGAGAACACGUAUGGACUGGAAGUGACAUUUGAGAGCAGAGUUGCCCGCAAUUGCAAAGGUCCCUAACGUAUUCACCUGUGCAGUUUUGAAGAUGGCACUUAGUGGGGCUAGUCUGCUAUCCCGUCCGGGGAAUAGUGUAGCCCAUUCGGCCGCCUCGCCAUCGAACUCCACUGUGUCCACGACGCCCACUGCUGAGUCCAACCGAGGAUGUGCGAAUGGUGACCUGAUGGACACCUUUGGGAUAUUCCUCCAAGGUCUUUUAGCGGUUGUGGCAUUCAGUACAUUGAUGUUGAAACGGUUCAGGGAGCCCAAGCAUGAGAGAAGGCCCUGGAAAAUCUGGUUCUUGGACACGUCGAAACAGGCCAUCGGGAUGCUGUUCAUUCACUUUGCGAACGUCUAUUUGUCUGACCUCACUGAGCAAGACCCCUGUUCUCUAUACCUCAUCAACUUCCUACUAGACGCUACCCUGGGCAUGCUGUUCAUCUACGCAGGUGUGCGAGCUGUCAGUGCUGUGGUCGAGUGGCGGCAGUGGGAGCGUUUGCGUUUUGGAGAAUACGGUGAGCCAAUCCAGUGUAGUGCCUGGGCAGGUCAGUGUGCCCUCUACAUUCUCAUCAUGAUGUUCGAGAAGGUUCUCAUCAUGCUGGUGCUGCUGAUGCCCCAGUGGAAGAAGGUCAGCAAAGGCUUAUGGCUAGCUCCCCUGAAUCCCAUAACCAAUCCACAGUUGGAGCUGGCCAUCGUUAUGCUCAUCGUCCCGUUCUUCGUCAAUGCCCUGAUGUUCUGGGUGGUGGAUAACUUCCUGAUGAAGAAAGGCCGGACAAAAGCCAAGCUGGAGGAGAGGGAAGGAGGAGACGAGUCCCGCGGCAACCCCAAGGUCCGCUACAGACGUGCCCUCUCCCACGACGACUCUGAGUCAGAGAUCCUGUUUUCAGCUGAUGACGAGAUGGAGGACUCGGACGGCGAUGACGACAUAAGGCGCCUCAGUGGCCACAAGACGGUCAAAAAGAAGAAACACCGCAUGGGCAUUCCAGUCUGAUGAUGUCGACGAACAUGCCCAUACCUCACACACCUCUCUUCUCAACGUCUUUGGACAGAAGCCUAGCAAACAGAGGUCAAGGCUUUGCUGAACUCGGGGUCAUUGUUAAGAGCACAAAAGCACAGGUCUUCACUCAGCCCCUUAAAGAUUGCCUUCUUCCUUCAUGGUGUCUCCACAGAACCAGCGUUUUUGGAAGCCAGAUUUGAUCAGAGGUUCAUGGGAGGUUGCUCCACCAGAUGUGUCCAUGAUCAAACAGAAUUGUUUUCUUCCCUCAUAGGCGCCGUCCUGUGCACUGUUUUCAGGAACUUUUCAAAUGCGAUGUGCUGCUGCGUUAGCAACUACUCGGGUCUUAUAGUAACGCCUGAUCUGCCUGAUAGACGCUGGCGCAGCUUCUCAAGUGUCCCGUCACCGCUUCUCUACUGUGCCCAUAUCUAUCCAGCACACUGAUAUAACAUGUUCAGACGUCUCCUGGCUCUGGCUAAGGCAGAAACUUAUUCGUCAUGUAAGUGAGAGAGAUCGGCACCAUGUCUUUCCAGCCUUGAAACAAACUCGCUCUUAAUGGAAUUUGACACUGUAUCUCCCUUUUUCUCAGAAAGAGGCAAAUAUUUAUGCAUUCACCCAUACAGUGAUUGUAUUUGUUGCAUAGAUUAGAGUUCCUUUAUUAGUCUUGCUAAAUAUGUGUACUCUGUAUCCUCUUGCUAGACUGAAAUGGCCGCAUUCCACCUCUUGAGGGCAGUUGUGUUGUGGUUCAAUUGUUAAGUCAUUGGUCAGGGUGUCGUUACUCUGGAAAUCAGAUGUAUCUAACAAGGUCAUGGAGUUGAAAUGGUUAUGGAGAUAAUUUACUAACUGUCAUACGAGACUAAUACCUAUAGUUAUGCUCAUUUUUUUUUUUUUAACUGAAGCAAAUCUGUGGGAGUAUGCGAUUGUAUAUGAGUAUAUGAUUGCUUUUGUCAGGGAAUGGUGUUCUUGAAGGGAUCAAAUUGCCUUUGGGGAUUUAUGUUUGCUGUGACCUGGGGUGGGGGUGUCCUCUUAACAUUUCUGUGUCUGUUUUGCAUCUACCUCCCCUUGUCGAUCUUCCAUUGUCAUUGUCUGUGUUACAGUACAAACCUGGGACUCGCCUGCCCUGUUUGUGUAUUUAUGUGCGGUUGUGGUUCAUUUGGAUUAUUUUUUUUCCCCCCUGUUAGUUUUUCUGUUGUUAAUUUUGAUGUUCUUCCAGCCUGCUGGCCUCACUUAUUCCAGGUUGGAGAUUUGGGGAAAG
Alosa sapidissima (American shad) is the source of this 3230-nucleotide messenger RNA. RefSeq names its product store-operated calcium entry regulator STIMATE-like. Gene Ontology annotation, molecular function: calcium channel regulator activity. Gene Ontology annotation, biological process: tissue regeneration; activation of store-operated calcium channel activity; chondrocyte proliferation. The transcript has 8 exons. Lineage: Eukaryota; Metazoa; Chordata; Actinopteri; Clupeiformes; Clupeidae. Bases 1031 to 1972 code for a protein of 313 amino acids. The record is from RefSeq and is a predicted model, not a curated record. Gene Ontology annotation, cellular component: cortical endoplasmic reticulum; membrane; nucleus.